AUGGUGCAGAUAGAGAAUAUGCUGGAUCCGGGAUGGCCAUUUCUCAGACAAGCCGAGGAUCUUCAGCUGAAGGAACAAGCUGCUCGACGUUUUGACAACAAGACUCACACAUGGGUAGCAGAUCCAGUGGAGGGCUUCGUCAUUGCUGCAAUCGCGGUCCAAGAAGGAAACAACUACACACUCACCAUGCCUGAUGGAAGUACGAAGAAAACCACCAAAGACGAAUGUCAAGAGAUCAAUCCGGCUAAAUUCGAGAAAACCGAAGACAUGUCGAAUCUGACAUUUUUAAACGAGGCUUCAGUACUGCACAAUCUUCGGCAACGGUACUACUCUAUGAUGAUCUACGUGAGUAAACAUAAACAAACAAAUAUUUUCCAUUCAUAG
Messenger RNA from Cooperia oncophora, 384 nucleotides. The record is from the annotation of a GenBank genome assembly. NCBI's taxonomy places the organism in Eukaryota, Metazoa, Nematoda, Chromadorea, Rhabditida, Trichostrongylidae.